This is a messenger RNA of Durio zibethinus, 1906 nucleotides long. The record is from RefSeq and is a predicted model, not a curated record. NCBI's taxonomy places the organism in Eukaryota, Viridiplantae, Streptophyta, Magnoliopsida, Malvales, Malvaceae.
UCAAAAUAUGUUGACGGUACAAAUUCAAUCUAAAAAAUGAAGAACAAAAACAUAUGUAGAAGGCCGAGAAGAUCAUCCUUAUCAUUAUUUGUUUAUUAAAGAUGUGAUGUUUCAAUGUGAGUAGCCAAACCCAAAAAGAAUUCCACAACGUUAAAAUGAUGGCGCUAUAUAAAAAUAUGAUGAUGAGGUAAUGAGCGUUAUAAUCGACAAAACCUCUCCAAACAAAGUCUGACAUUUCCAUGACACAGAUUUGGCUUCAAAUGCCCGCCUGCCUUGGAAAACCAAUCCGUAUUACAUUGGGACAACUCAAAGUAUCUGUAAAAAAGAUGGAGAUAACUAAUGUUUCUGAAUAUGAGGCCAUUGCAAAGGAGAAAUUACCCAAGAUGGUUUAUGACUACUAUGCAUCAGGUGCAGAGGACCAGUGGACUCUUAAGGAGAAUCGAAAUGCAUUUUCUAGGAUUUUGUUUCGACCCCGUAUUCUUAUUGAUGUUAGCAAGAUUGACAUGACCACAACUGUCUUGGGGUUCAAGAUUUCAAUGCCUAUAAUGAUUGCUCCAAGUGCUAUGCAGAAAAUGGCUCACCCUGAAGGAGAAAACGCAACAGCUAGAGCAGCUUCAGCUGCAGGAACAAUUAUGAUACUAUCCUCGUGGGCUACUUCCAGUGUUGAGGAGGUUGCUUCAACAGGACCUGGCAUUCGCUUUUUCCAACUCUAUGUACACAAAGACAGGAAUGUGGUUGCACAGCUUGUGAGAAGAGCCGAAAGGGCUGGUUUCAAGGCAAUUGCCCUUACAGUGGAUACUCCAAGGCUUGGCCGCAGGGAAGCUGAUAUCAAGAAUAGAUUUACUUUGCCCCCAUUUUUGACUUUGAAGAACUUUGAGGGUUUGGACCUUGGCAAAAUGGAUAAGGUAAGUGAUAUAUGUCUGAUCAAUCUUAAUUUUAAUUAUCGAUUUACUUUACCUGUUUGUUCACCUAAUGAUGGGAUUAUCUUGCAGACCGAUGACUCUGGAUUAGCUUCAUAUGUUGCUGGCCAAGUUGAUCGAUCACUUAGCUGGAAAGAUGUAAAGUGGCUUCAGACAAUCACAUCUUUGCCUAUUCUAGUUAAGGGUGUCCUUACCGCUGAGGAUACAAGGCUAGCUGUACAAGCUGGAGCUGCCGGAAUCAUUGUGUCCAAUCAUGGAGCUCGACAACUUGAUUAUGUACCUGCAACUAUUAUGGCUUUGGAAGAGGUCGUUAAAGCUGCCCAAGGCAGAGUUCCUGUUUUUCUUGAUGGAGGGGUUCGGCGUGGAACAGAUGUCUUCAAAGCGUUGGCUCUGGGAGCAUCCGGAAUAUUUAUUGGAAGGCCAGUAGUAUUUUCAUUGGCUGCUGAAGGCGAAGCCGGUGUCAGGAAAGUGCUUCAGAUGCUACGCGAUGAAUUUGAGCUGACUAUGGCAUUGACUGGUUGCCGCUCACUAAAGGAGAUCACCCGAAACCACAUUGUAACCGAUUGGGACCAUCCUCGGGUUGUUCCCAGGUUGUAAGUUGGUGGUCUCUGUCAAAUUGCCCGUUGCAAAGCAAAAGUUCUAAGAGCCUAUCUUGUCUUUAGAAUAACUUAAUAUUUUGAAGAAUUGAUCUUAUGUAAUGAGUAAUGACAAUAAAGGCAUAUACUGCUCUUUUUUUACCCUGCAUGAUCUGGUGACCAGGGUUCAGCUCACCCUUGCUGAUGAUGAUAUUAGAUUAGUUGGCGGCCGCCUAAUCCUGAUCCAAAUCUUAGAAAAUGGGAUUUGCUUAAAAUUGUUGCCUCAGAGUAAUAUUACUCGGAUGGCCACUCAUCUUAUGAAGCAAAAGAUGGAAAUAAAUGCCACCAUUGUUAAUGAGCUACCAUGUUGCUAAGACCUUGCGUGAAUGUAAAAUGAAAUUACUGAUCCAA